CCCCCUUCCCGCGGCACAUCCGCGUCGGCGCGCGCCGGGAGCUGCGGGGGUCGCACCGGGGCCGAAGCCCCGCCAUGCUGCGGGCCCUGCUGGCCGCCCGCUGCCUGUGCCGCCCCGUCCCGCGGCUCCCCCCGCCGCCGCGGCGCUGCCGGGGGUCGUCCCGGCCGGGGGAGCCGGCGCUGUCGCUGUCGCAGCGGCUGGCGGCGGUGGCGGCGGCCGCGGGGCUGGCGGGGGCCGGCUGGCUGUGGCUGCGGGAGCAGAAGGAGCGGCGGCGGCAGCGGCGGCGGCGGGAGGAGCUGCGGGAGCUGGCGCUGGGCCGCGGCGAUUUCCAGCUGCAGGACCACACCGGGCGGCCGAGGAGCAAAGCCGACUUCCUCGGGCGCUGGGUGCUGCUGUACUUCGGCUUCACGCACUGCCCGGACGUGUGUCCCGAGGAGCUGGAGAAGCUGAGCCGGGCGGUGGAGCUGCUGGAGAGGCAGCCGAGGCUGCCGGCGCUGCAGCCGCUGUUCAUCACGCUGGACCCCGAGCGCGACGACGCGGCGGCUCUGCGGCGCUUCCUGCGCGGCUUCCACCCGCGGCUGCUGGGGCUCACGGGCACGGCCGACGCCAUCGCCAGCGUGGCACGGCAGUUCCGAGUCUACGCCAGCGCCGGGCCCCGGGACGCCGACGGCGACUACAUCGUGGAUCACACGGUGCUCAUCUACCUGCUGGGCCCCGACGGGCUCUUCCUCGACUACUACGGGCGCAGCAAGAGCGAGGCGCAGAUCGCGCAGAGCGUGCAGCGGCACAUGGAGACCUACGAGCCGCUGCCACAAUAAACACGGCUGGGCGUGGACAAA
Molecule: messenger RNA, 839 nt
Organism: Colius striatus (speckled mousebird)
Lineage: Eukaryota; Metazoa; Chordata; Aves; Coliiformes; Coliidae
Gene: SCO2
Product: protein SCO2 homolog, mitochondrial
Exons: 2
Coding region: 75-818 (247 amino acids)
Biological process (GO): mitochondrial respiratory chain complex IV assembly
Source: RefSeq, a predicted model, not a curated record